AUGAGUCAGAGCUCUGAGUUCACUGAGGAGCGUGUACUUGAAGCACUCAACACUCUUUAUUCUCCUAAUGCCUCUGUCAACAUCAUACAAGAAGCUAACAAGUUUUUAGAAGAAUUUCAGAAGAAGUCUGAAGCGUGGUCCAUUAGUCACAAUAUAUUAUCAAAUUUUAAUUAUCCGAUUGAAGCUCGUUUAAUCGCUGCACAGACAAUUAGAACCAAGAUCGUUUAUGAUUUAUAUCAACUUCCCGAUGAUGCCAGAUUAAAUUUGAAAACGUCUCUUCUUCAGUUGAUAGUUUUAAACAAGGAAAGUGCCAAGGUGAUUAAUGUUCAGCUUGCUCUUGCUUUGGCCAACCUUGCACUUCAAUUUCUGCAUUGGAAUGGUGCUGUCCAAGAGCUUGUCAAUGCGUUGGGCCAAGAUUCUGGGACGAUUCCAGCUUUACUUGAAUUUCUCCAGGUGUUGCCUGAAGAACUUUCUUCUACGAGAAGAAUUCCGAUUACUGAUGAUGAAUUUAAGGCUAGAGCAACUGAACUUCUUUCAAAUAAUGCGGAGGAUGUUAUGCGUCUGCUAAUAUCAUACACACAAUCGACCGAGUAUAACAACAACAAAGUCCUUAUUUUCAAAUGUUUUAGAUCUUGGCUGCGGGAGAUUAAUCCUCAACUGAUUUUCGAGCCUGCCUUUCUCAAUUUGCUUUUCCAGGCGUUAAAUGACCCAUAUACGUUUGAUGCCGUUGUGGAGUGCAUCUGUACAAUAAUUCGAGAAACUGGGGAUGUUGAUGAGUCGAAGGAUAUGAUUGAGGCGCUUUAUCCUAGAGUUAUUGCCUUGAGACCUUUGAUUAUUCAACAUAAGGAUGAUUUGGAAACUUUUAGAGGGUUAACAUUGAUUUUCACUGAGGCUGGUGAGGCGUGGCACAUGCUCAUUGCGCGAGCACCAAAAGACUUUCGUUCUCUUGUUGAGGCUAUCGCCGAGUGUGCAGCUUAUGAUGAAGACUUGGAUGUUGUCAAAUAUACGUUUUACUUUUGGAACAAGCUGCAGGAGAUGAUUACCUUAGACCGUUAUAAUGAAGCACGCAACGAUCUGGGCGAUAUUUACUUGCAACUUAUCGGGAUUUUGAUUACACAUUUAAGAUACCCAAUUGCUAAUAACUCUGGCGAUGCAUUUAAUGGAGACCGUGAGGCCGAAGAGAAGUUUAAAUCGUUCCGUCAUGAAAUGGGAGAUGUUUUAAAGGACUGUUGCCGCGUUGUUGGCAGCACUCGGGCGCUGCGGGUUCCAUAUCAAAUUAUGGUUGACGCUCUCCAAUCAUCUGGAGCACCUAUUUUAUGGCAGUCUAUUGAAGCGCCGUUAUUCGGCAUUCGAUCCAUGGGCCGUGAAAUUGACGAAAACGAAAACGAAGUGAUGCCUUUAAUUAUCAAGUUGAUUGAAAACAUUCCAGAACAACCCAAGAUUCGGUACACUGCGACGUUGGUGAUUGGCCGGUACACUGAGUGGUCGCUGAAGCAUCCAGACUUGCUUGAGCCACAAAUCAACUAUGUGACGGCUGGUUUUUCACAUGAAAGCUCUGACGUUGUUAGCGCGGCAGCUCUUGCACUUAGGGAGAUUUGCUACGAUUGUGGGCCACUUUUGGUGAAUUAUAUUGAUCAGCUAUACCCGUUUUACGAGCAACUUAAGUCCAAGGUGGGGACAUCACUUUCAUGGGCAUCAUACUACACGGUUACUAAAGGUAUUGCAUUUGUGAUUGCUGCGCAACCAUUGGGAGAGAUUGAAAAGUCUCUUGAUAGAUUUGGCGAGCCAAUCUGCAAAAGUCUGAUUGAGCUGUCGAAUCUGCCGGAAGACCCUCUAACUCAGCGCAACAUUGCGAACCAGAUUGAUCUUCUUGAAGCGUUUAUUCGAAACAUUCGGGUGGACGUGCCUAUUCACACUCAGAACCCUGUGACGAAGUUUGCGCUGGAAGUACUGCCUAUUUUGAACAACAUUAUUGAUAAGCACGGCAACACACGGUUUGUUUCCGAGGGGUAUUGCAAGUUUGUGCGGUCGUCAAUUUUGGAGUGCCGAACAGAUUUAUUGGAAGCAUUACCAGCGAUUGCGGAAAAGCUUGUGGAGAUGUUUGAAAAGACACGGUUUGGAUGCUACUUGUGGAUCACAGGGUCUAUUAUCCGCGAGUUUUCUAUGGACGAUCUUGGCGAGCAGAUUGUGGGCGGGGUGUGGAAGUUUGCUGAGCGCCAGAUGAUUUCGUUUUUGCAAUACCUAUCUACUAUUACCGACUUUAGGGAGAUUCCUGAUUUGAUUGACGACUUUUUCCUCAUGAUGGGCGAUGUUGUUCUUGCAUUCCCGUUCCGGUUGAUUACGUCGUCAGAUCUGUUUAUUCCAGUUUACGAAGCAGCAUUGCUGGGCAUGGAUUUGUACGAAAAGGAUCCAGUGAUUAGCGUGUUGCGGUUUUUGAUUGACUUGUUUGGAUAUGGGUCACGGUACCCACCGACGUCAGCGUUCCGGGACGUGCCAGACAAUGUGCGGGCGCUAGUUUUGGAGCUUGCUGCGGAGCGUGGAGGACAAUUGUUUAAUAAGCUGCUGCUUGGGCUGAUCCACACACUACCUAGAGAUGCAGAACCGGACGCGUCGACACUAAUGAUGAACAUUCUGCAGCUGGCUGGGCCUGCGCAAGGAACGGCAUGGGUGGCAGCAGCAUUGGAUGGGUUGCCACAGGAAACUGUUGGUGUUGUGGAGAAAAAUAACUUGUUGGAGCCUGUAGCUGCGGCACUGACGUCGGGUAACUUGAAGAGGAUUCGCAGCUUGAUCCGAGACUUUGUGUCGCUGUACCGGCGGCGGAAUCUGGCGCCGCGUGGAGUCACAGAAAGCGGUCCAGGGUCACGGGUAGCCUCGACGACAUCUUCAGGCACAUUGUCAUCGACAUCAGCUGGUAGAUUUACUUGA
This is a messenger RNA of Magnusiomyces paraingens, 2925 nucleotides long. RefSeq lists its product as uncharacterized. NCBI's taxonomy places the organism in Eukaryota, Fungi, Ascomycota, Dipodascomycetes, Dipodascales, Dipodascaceae. Gene Ontology annotation, cellular component: cytoplasm; nuclear membrane. Gene Ontology annotation, molecular function: small GTPase binding. The transcript has 2 exons. The record is from RefSeq and is a predicted model, not a curated record. Bases 1 to 2925 code for a protein of 974 amino acids. Gene Ontology annotation, biological process: protein import into nucleus.